This is a messenger RNA of Lasiodiplodia theobromae, 1323 nucleotides long. Its product is annotated as Ornithine aminotransferase protein. Gene Ontology annotation, cellular component: cytoplasm. The record is from RefSeq and is a predicted model, not a curated record. The transcript is spliced from 4 exons. Bases 1 to 1323 code for a protein of 440 amino acids. Gene Ontology annotation, molecular function: L-ornithine transaminase activity; identical protein binding; pyridoxal phosphate binding. NCBI's taxonomy places the organism in Eukaryota, Fungi, Ascomycota, Dothideomycetes, Botryosphaeriales, Botryosphaeriaceae.
AUGGCGCCUCCUUCGGCCACCAUCCCGCCUCCUACUGAUACCAAUGUCAACACGACCAGCGGAUUAAGCAAGCAGAGCUCAGCUUAUGUUAAGCUAUGGCAAGAGAGAGUGGUGCUUGAGAAAGCACACAACCACGUGCUCACCGACGUCGACGGAAAGGAGUACAUCGAUCUCAUUAGCCAGUUCGCCGUCACGAACUUUGGCCACUCACACCCCAAGAUCGUACAGGCUGUUGUGGAGCAGGUGCAAAGGCUGCCACUGGUCAACACAGCGUACAUCAACCCGCUCUACGCCCGCUUUGCCGACCGCAUCACCAAAAAGUUCGGCUUCGACUCAAUCACGACAAUGCUCUCCGGAUCUGAGGCAGUCGAGUCCGCGAUCAAGAUAGCCCGCAAGUGGGCGUACGUCAAGAAGGGUAUUCCAGCGGACGAGGCGUGGGUGUUGACGACUGACCGCUGCUACCACGGCAUCACGCUGGCUACAAUGUCGCUGUCCAACGUCAUUGCGGACAACUUCGGCAAGCACAUACCCCACGUUGGACCUUUUUCGCCGUCGACGCAAAAGCUGAUCGAGUACGGCGAGCUGGACGUUCUCCGCGAGACAUUCGAGCAAGACGGCCACCGCAUCGCUGCCUUCAUGAUCGAGCCAAUUCAAGGGCUGGCAGGGACACGCAUCCCCCCACCCGGCUACCUCCACGCCGUCCAAUCCCUCUGCCACGACCACAACAUCCUCUUCAUCUGCGACGAGGUCCAAACCGGCUUCGGCCGCACGGGAACGGAUCUCGCGUACCAAUCCGAGCCCGGCGUGCAGCCCGACCUCGUCACGCUCGGCAAGGCCGUGACGGGCGGCAUGUAUCCCAUGUCCGUCGUCAUGGGUAAGGCGCACGCCAUGGACGUGCUGGACAAGUACGAGGUCGCCAGCACCUUCGCCGCGGCGCCGCCCGCGUGCGCGGCCGCCCUCGCGGUGCUGGAUGUGCUGGAGGAGGAAGGCAUCGCGGCGCGCGCCCAGCGGUUGGGCGAGGUGUUGACGAAGACGAUUGAUGGGCUGCGCCCGCCGCAUGUGGUGGAGCAUCGCGGGAGGGGGAGGGGCUUGUUCCAGACGUUGGUGUUGGAUGAGUCGGUGCCGGGUGUGACGGCGAGGAGGGUGGCGGCGUUGGCGGCGCUGCGGGGCGUGCUGGUGGGGAAUGGGGCGGAUAGGUUGAGGUUUAGCCCGCCGUUGACGAUUCCUGAGGAGGAUUUGGUGAGGGCGGUGGGGGUGGUUGUGCAGGCCAUUAGGGAUGUGGAGGGCUUGGGGGAGUUUCCUGGGAGCGAGUUCCUCAACUGA